UUCAGUUUUGCCUGCACUCUUCUGGCGGUCUUGCCUUCCUGCGUAAGACUUCUGACGAAGCCCACCUUCUGGCAGUUUAAACUGGCAUUGGCUAAUUCCUCUCUGGCGUUCUUCCUCUUCUCCUAUCAAGUCCACGAGAAGUCUAUCCUCUUAGCUGCUUUGCCUGCCUGCCUCCUGCUGGAUGACCUCCCCUUGAUGGCUAUUUGGUUCCUGCAUGCCUCUACAUUCAGCAUGCUGCCUCUGUUUCUGAAGGACGGUCUGCUGGUGCCCUUUGUUGUGACCUCGCUGGGCUUCCUGUACUUCAGCAUCUAUCUGCUGUCUGCACUGGAGCGCUGCUCAGAGGAAGAGCUGAGACUGGGAGCCUACCACAAGCUGCUGUUCUGCCUACCCAAACUGGACCUAGCAUGGAUUGUAAGAUGGAAGUUCUACGUCAGCGUCUCCGUGAUGGCCGGUCUGAGCAUUGCUGCUGUAGCUCUGGCUCCUCCACCACAUCUACCUGACUUGUUUCCUGUGCUGGUGUCUAUCACUUCUUUUAGUCACUUCUUGGGAAUAUUUAUAUAUUUCAACAUUGUCCAGUUCAGCGAGCCGCCCAGCAGAAAGAGCCAGAAGAAGAACAACUGAAUGAUGCCUAAGGCAGUGAUGUACAUGGCAACAUAUCGUUUAGCAAACUGCUGCUAAAUGCUUCAGGGAAGCCAGUGUUACAUUAAGAGGCAUUUAAACGUGCCAUAAUGUCCCCUGUGGAAGAAGCAUUAAUGUAGAGCUGCAAUUAUCGGUCUAUAAGAAACAUUAUUGAUACCUAUUUUGAUGAUCAAUUAAGUCAUUUUUUAGCAAAAAUGCAAAACAUUUGAUAUUUCCAGCCAGACAAAUGAGAGUGGUUUUUCAGUUCCUCUUGUAUUAUAGUAAAUUGAAUAUCUAUGGGGUUUGAUGCUAUUGCUCAGACACAAAUGAGAUUUGAUGGCAUCACCUUUAGCUCUAAGACAUUGUGACAGCUUUCUGAACUUUUGUAGACCAAAUAUUGUAUUGAGUAGAUAAUCUGCAAACAAAUUGUGAAGGAAAUAAUCAUUUGUUGUAGCCAGAAACAAAGGGUACUGAAUAGGAUUUUGCAGACUUCAAAAUCACUAUGCUACAAAAUCAGAGGACCUGUGAUAUCAGUACAAAGUAGACGGUAGUGAUAUUUUUCCAGUUUGGACCAAAUUAAUUCAAGAAAUGAUUCCCCCUUGUGCGGACCUCUUGCAUAUUUUUUUGUAUUGGACUAAACACUAUUGCUAGCUAAUCAAUCAAGUACCAAUAGACAUGCCGUGUGCAGCCCAUUUGACUCCAGCGAGCUCUGUGCCUGGAUGCUUAAGCUACGGGGAUGGCCACAAUACCAGGAACAACUGUUGUAAUGUUCAGUAAUUGUAAAGACCAACAUGGGGAAAGGUGUUUAAUUUUCCAGUAACUCUUUAAGCCAUGGUGUUGCUAGCCUUAAUGAUAUUGUAAGGUGUUUCUCUUAUUUUGUCUACCCUCAGUUCCUCCUCUGGGUAUUGUGAUUUAAACACAUUCCUGGCGCGACUGGACUCCGGUCUAGCAGGAAGUGUUAAACAUUAUUCAUGUGAACUUUUUCUUUACGGUUUUUCUAUUGUAUAUUUUCAUCUAUCAUUGAAGUACUUUUGUACAAACUUCGUUUUUGUGAAAAUAAAUAACAUUUCUCAAUGAC
Messenger RNA from Notothenia coriiceps (black rockcod), 1696 nucleotides. RefSeq names its product dolichyl pyrophosphate Man9GlcNAc2 alpha-1,3-glucosyltransferase-like. Gene Ontology annotation, molecular function: dolichyl pyrophosphate Man9GlcNAc2 alpha-1,3-glucosyltransferase activity. Gene Ontology annotation, biological process: dolichol-linked oligosaccharide biosynthetic process; protein N-linked glycosylation. Gene Ontology annotation, cellular component: endoplasmic reticulum membrane. The record is from RefSeq and is a predicted model, not a curated record. The transcript has 5 exons. NCBI's taxonomy places the organism in Eukaryota, Metazoa, Chordata, Actinopteri, Perciformes, Nototheniidae. The coding region runs from base 196 to 621 and encodes 141 amino acids.